Colletotrichum graminicola M1.001 is the source of this 246-nucleotide messenger RNA. RefSeq lists its product as uncharacterized. Bases 1 to 246 code for a protein of 81 amino acids. NCBI's taxonomy places the organism in Eukaryota, Fungi, Ascomycota, Sordariomycetes, Glomerellales, Glomerellaceae. The record is from RefSeq and is a predicted model, not a curated record. The transcript has 3 exons.
AUGGAAUCCGCCGCUCAGGGACGCGUCCCUUACUUGUCCACUUACCGCAGUUCUGUGGUGUUCAUCAUCGUCACAGUUGCAUUCGCGGAUGUCUUCCUCUACGGUGUAAUCGUACCGGUCCUUCCAUUCGCACUGACCUACCGCGUCGCGAUCGGCGAAGGCGAAGUGCAGUUCUGGGUCUCGAUUCUCCUCGCAGUGUAUGGAGCCGCUCUUCUGAUCUCUUCGCGUAAGAUUCCCCUCGAGUAA